CAUUUCCCCCUAUAUCAACUGCGGUCGAACCCGGUUCUCCCCAAUUUUCCCUCUUCAUUCUUCACCCAGUUCACUCCAAAGAAGAAUUUUGGGCAUGUUCUCGAGGAAUUUGUAUUCACUACGCAUGCAGCAACGUAUCUCUAGCUUCUUUGAAUUCCUUUUCAUGUAAAUUUCAUUUCAUUUCGGUUUCAAAGUAUGAAAAUACCCAUGAAGAACAACGAAGAAAAAGGAUUGAAGAAUUCCUUGAUGUCUGUCUCUACCUAAUAAAUAAAUUCACGCGACAGCUAUGGAGUUUGUUUCUCUGUUUAAUUUCAGUAUUCGGAGACCUUGUGAAGCUCUGUUUUGGAUUUUUGCCUUUCUAUUGCUGCAGAAUAGUGAAAGCUCCUCCUCUUCGGAUUCCAAUUAUUUGAUCGGACUUGGAAGCUAUGAUAUCACUGGACCGGCGGCGGAUGUUAAUAUGAUGGGAUAUGCUAAUAUGGAACAGAUUGCGUCUGGAGUUCACUUCAGAUUGCGAGCUCGUACAUUUAUUGUCGCAGAGCCACAAGGAGAAAGGGUUGUAUUUGUUAAUCUCGAUGCUUGCAUGGCCUCGCAGCUGGUCACAAUCAAGUUGCUUCAGAGAUUGAAGGAAAGGUAUGGAGACCUUUACACGGAAAAGAAUGUAGCCAUUAGUGGAAUUCAUACACAUGCUGGACCAGGUGGUUAUCUUCAGUACAUUAUAUACAUAGUGACGUCUCUUGGAUUUGUGCGGCAGUCAUUUGAUGUCCUUGUAAAUGGUAUUGAGAACAGCAUUAUACAGGCUCAUGAGAAUCUGCGUCCAGGAUCUAUUUUCAUAAACAAGGGAAAGCUUUUAGAUGCAGGUGUGAACCGCAGCCCUAGUGCAUAUCUCAAUAACCCUGCAGAAGAGCGCGGAAAAUACAAAUACAAUGUUGACAAGGAGAUGACACUAUUGAAAUUUGUGGAUCUAGAAUGGGGCCCUAUUGGAAGCUUUAGUUGGUUUGCAACUCAUGGAACUUCUAUGAGUCGUACAAACUCAUUGAUUAGUGGGGAUAACAAAGGGGCCGCCGCAAGAUUCAUGGAGGAUUGGUUUGAGAAAAAAAGUGGGAUCAGCUCAGUUUUUAAUAUAUCUGUAGAUGACAGAAUCCCUCGAAGAGUCUCAAGCAUAAUACCUGACCUUUUCAUCAAUCAUCAUGAGUUACUUGAGCUUGCUGCAUCUUUCCAGUCUCCUUCUGGUAGAUCAGCAACCAGAAUUCUAAGUUCUUCAAGGCGUGUCAGGGGUGCCCUCAGGAAUGCUGAAAAACCUCAAUUUGUGUCAGCAUUUUGUCAAUCAAACUGCGGUGAUGUUAGCCCGAAUGUUCUUGGAGCCUUCUGUAUAGAUACUGGACUUCCAUGUGAUUUCAAUCACAGUACCUGUAAUGGGAAGAAUGAACUAUGCUAUGGCCGAGGACCAGGUUAUCCUGAUGAGUUUGAAAGCACACGGAUCAUAGGAAAGAGACAAUUCAGAAAAGCAGUUGCUCUAUUUAGUAAUGCAUCAGAGCAGUUACAAGGAAAGGUUGACUACCGUCACUCAUAUGUUGACUUCUCUAAGCUUGAGGUCACUAUUGAACGUGGAGGAACUACUGAAGUGGUGCAAACGUGUCCUGCUGCAAUGGGGUAUUCAUUUGCUGCUGGAACCACUGAUGGACCCGGUGCUUUUGAUUUUGAGCAAGGAGAUGACAAGGUAAUAAUUAUGUUAAUAAGAAAUAUCAAUUCCAUCUCAUUGACUCUCGCCAUCUAUUUAAUUUAUCAGGGAAAUCCUUUCUGGAAGCACAUACGUAAUUUUUUAAAGAAACCAAAGAAGGAACAAAUUGAUUGUCAACACCCGAAGCCCAUCUUACUGGAUACUGGUGAAAUGACAAAACCGUAUUAUUGGGCUCCUUCAAUACUUCCCAUCCAAAUCCUCCGAGUAGGGCAGCUAAUCAUUCUUGGAGUACCUGGAGAAUUUUCAACAAUGGCUGGGAGGCGACUUCGUGAUGCUGUGAAAACCGUGCUAACUGAUGGAGAUAAAAGUGAAUUCAGUGAUGACAUUCAUAUUGUUAUUGCAGGAUUGACAAAUUCUUAUUCACAGUAUGUGACCACUUUUGAAGAGUACCAAGUGCAAAGAUAUGAGGGCGCUUCUACUUUAUACGGUCCUCAUACUCUAAGUGCCUACAUUCAGGAGUUUAAGAAACUUGCCCGCUCCCUCGUUGAUGGCCAAGCAGUUGCUGCCGGGCCUCAACCACCAGAUUUACUGGACAAGCAGAUAAGCUUUCUACCAUCUGUCGUGAUGGAUACAACUCCACAUUCAGUAAAAUUUGGGGAUGUAGAAUCUGAUGUUCCCAAGAAUUCCACCUUCAAGAGAGGCGAUACAGUAACAGUUACCUUCUGGUCAGCCUGUCCUCGGAACGAUCUUAUGACUGAAGGUACAUAUGCACUGGUGGAAAUUCUCCAUGACAAAAAGCUGUGGGUUCCAGCCUAUGACGACGACGAUUUCUGCCUACGUUUUAAGUGGUCGAGACCGUUCAAGCUUAGCAGUCAAAGCCAUGCAACCAUAGAAUGGAGAAUCCCUAAAAGUGCAACCCCAGGAGUGUACAGAAUAACACACUUUGGGGCAGCAAAAAGGCUUUUUGGAUCAAUAAGCCAUUUCACAGGGUCAUCUAGUGCUUUUGGUGUAAUGUAAUGAAGGGAAUGUAUGUACCACUUAGUUAAAUAAGUUGGUGUUGUUACUAAAGAUUACCUUCAAAUCCAAGUUGCUUUACAAGUUUACAUCCAGGAUUACCUUCUAGGAAUUAGGAAUAUACAACAUGGGAAAUCCACGAUUCUGUAUACUUUAUUUUCCAAAUCUUGGACAAAUUCACACUAAGAUUUCAAGCGUUA
Molecule: messenger RNA, 2892 nt
Organism: Cucumis melo (muskmelon)
Lineage: Eukaryota; Viridiplantae; Streptophyta; Magnoliopsida; Cucurbitales; Cucurbitaceae
Product: neutral ceramidase 1
Exons: 8
Coding region: 287-2695 (802 amino acids)
Biological process (GO): sphingosine biosynthetic process; long-chain fatty acid biosynthetic process; ceramide catabolic process
Cellular component (GO): extracellular region
Molecular function (GO): N-acylsphingosine amidohydrolase activity
Source: RefSeq, a predicted model, not a curated record